Molecule: messenger RNA, 5260 nt
Organism: Aethalodelphis obliquidens (Pacific white-sided dolphin)
Lineage: Eukaryota; Metazoa; Chordata; Mammalia; Artiodactyla; Delphinidae
Gene: NLRX1
Product: NLR family member X1
Exons: 9
Coding region: 2646-5033 (795 amino acids)
Molecular function (GO): protein binding
Source: RefSeq, a predicted model, not a curated record
GUCUAAGUAGCAGGGGCGGGGCGGUGCUGGGCUAGUGCCACUAGGAGCUGGCGGCUGGGGACGCGUGGGGCGCAGCCGGUGCUCUGAGAGGUGGGCAUUCAGGCGGGCUUUACUCUUGGGCUCUGAAACCAACUAGAACUAGGAAAGCUGGGACCCAGUUUAAGAGGAGGAGCUCUGAACCUGUGCGAGCACAGACCCCGUACCUUUCCUGCUGUGCCCUCUCCUUUUCUCACUGCCCUGGAGACCAGCGGUGAUCUUCCGACAAUUGGCCUCAUAUCCCCAUCCCCACCGCCAGUCCCAUCUAGAGUCAGAGGCCCUGCAACUGAUUUUAUCCCACUGAGCUAGUUUCCCCAAGCUUUUCCAGCUUUCCAGGGCCGUCUCUUAACCCUUCUAUACUCCCGCCCCCGACGCCGGGACUCCUGGUCUGAGCCCCAGGCUGCGCCUCCACUGGUUGGCCCUGCUGGCAAUAGGGCCCAAUGCACCCAAUUCUCCCUAAGUGUGCUCUGCCCUUAAGGAGUCACAUCUCAGUGGAGACCAGGUGCCAGAUAGCUGUAUGCUUCAUUUAAGGGAGCUCAGAGGGAUCAGGAAAGACUUCCCAGGAGAGAGGACCUUUGACCAGGUUCUGAAAAGAUUGGGUAGGAUUCUGACAGGGGAGAAAGGUCAUUUCAAGCUGAUGAAAGAGUAUGAACAAAGUUAGGGAAGUGGGAGCAAGAAUUCAGUAAGCCUGGCCGGUGAGGUACGGGUCAGGGGGAAACUCAGGAAAAUAGCUGGUGUGGGCCAGGUGUUUGGACGCUACAUAACCUAGGAUUUUAGGGAGGCGAUUGGGGUCUGGGAUCAGGGAUGGUAAUGGAAUGAGACUGAAGGCAGAGGCCACUAAGGAGGAGGAGGGUCUAAGUUAGCACAGGGUGGUAAGGAUUAUGCAAUAGGAACAGGCUGUCAAAGUACUGGGAAGAGGAACCGGCAGGGCUGUUUCCACUGUGUGAAGGAGGGGGGAAGGAUUUGAAGACAAGUGGAGGAGGGGGGAAGGAUUUGAAGACAAAGAGGUCAGAUUUCGAGUAGAAAUCACGUGAUUGGGAAGAUUUGCAGUAAAGUAACUGGAAGGGGAGGAGGGAUGCUGAGUUCAGUUCCGCGAGCGUGCGUGCGGCUUGAAGCACUGGCAGGAUGUCCAUAUGGAGAUAUCAAAUAGGAAGUCAUUCAUUCAUUUAUCUAUAAUUUAUGCCAGCCUCAAAGGCAGGUUACGUAAAAGUCACAGAGAAGAUAAAAUGAUCAAACCAUUAAAACUCAGCUAAAAGGACCUGAUAGCUAGGGAAAAACUUCAGAGGAGAAUAGAUGAUUGUUACUGGAAAACGUUGGCUCAGAAAAGCCACUGAAAAUGAACACCGGACUCAUAGGAGCGUGCUGGCAGCCAAGCAAAGUAAAGGACACCUAAAUAAACAGUUCACUAGGCUGGAAUUCAGGAGAAAGGUGAUCGUGAAGCCUCAGGGGAGAACCAGUGGGUGGUAGGAUCACUCAGGUGGGGAAUGUAGAGGAGAGAGGUCUGAAAGCCAGGCCAGGGCCUUGGUGAUGCUGGCAUUUAAGGAAAGGCUGAUGUGCUCCUGAGGAGGAAGGGCCUCCCUUGGCCUGCAUGAGAGGUGGGGUGGGAAAGUGGGGGUGUGUGGGGUCCAUUCACACCAUUCUUCCUGCAGCGGAACAGGAUAGAAGGUGGUGUGCUCAGUCCCCCAGGCCCUGACCUUCUCUCCUGCCAUGAGGUGGGGCUGCCAUUUGCCUAGGGCCUCUUGGGGCCCUGGUCUGGGAAGAGUACUCCAGCCAGCAGGUGAGCAGGAAGCAGGGGUUUCUGUUGCCACUUCUCCCUUUCCAGAGUCCAGAUGGCACCUCCAAGAGAGAAGGGAUCCAGACACCAGGCAUGCUAGUCCCAGCUCCGUGAUUUACUAGCUGUUGGCCUUGGACAAGUCACCGUACCUCCCUGAGCUUCCUUUUUCCCAUCCUAAACUAAGGGAGUCAGACUAGAUGAUCUUUGAGUGUCCCUGUAGCUACAUAAGUCCAGGAACACUUGUCUGAUUUCAUUUUGCAUUCAAUGAGUAUUUAUUGAGUGCCUGCUACGUGCCAGACCCCAUGCUAAGUUCUAAGUAGGUACUUGUGAACCGAAACAGAUGUGAUCCCUGCUCUCAUGGAGGAAUGGGGAUGAACGGAUCCCCUUCCUGAUCCACUGGAGUUGGCCCCUUAAAGGGGAGCGCCCCCUUGGGCCCCCGAGGGCCUUUAUACGCCAUCACGGAAGCUCAGCGGGCAGUGGUCCCCCAUCAGGGAGGCACGGACAGUUGUUCCAGGGCAUCGCUGCAGCUGAAGCUAUCCAGCGGCACCGCCAGAACCUGGCCGAGUGGUUCAGCCGGCUGCCCAGGGAAGAGCGCCAGUUCGGCCCAACCUUUGCGCUAGACACGGUCCACGUAGACCCUGUGAUCCGCGAGAGCACCCCUGAUGAGCUGCUUCGCCCACUGGCUGAGCUGGCCCUGGAGCAUCAGCCACCCUCUGCUGGGCUCCCCCCACUGGCCCUGUCUCAGCUCUUUGACCCAGAUGCCUGUGGGCGCCGCGUGCAGACGGUGGUGCUCUACGGGACAGUGGGCACAGGCAAGAGCACGCUGGUGCGCAAGAUGGUCCUGGACUGGUGUUACGGGCAGCUGCCAGCCUUCAAGCUGCUGAUCCCCUUCUCCUGCGAGGACCUGUCAUCCCUGGGCCCUGCGCCGGCCUCCUUGUGCCAACUUGUGGCCCAGCGCUACACACCCCUGAAGGAGAUUCUGCCUCUGAUGGCCGCUGCUGGUUCCUGCCUGCUCUUUGUGCUCCACGGCUUGGAGCACCUCAACCUUGAUUUCCGGUUGGCAGGCACAGGGCUUUGCAGUGACCCGGAGGAGUCAGAGGCUCCAGCUGCCAUCAUCGUCAACCUGCUACGCAAAUACAUGUUGCCCGAGGCCAGCAUUCUGGUGACCACCCGGCCCUCUGCCAUUGGCCGCAUCCCCAGCAAGUAUGUGGACCGCUAUGGCGAGAUCUGUGGCUUCUCCGAUACCAAUCUACAGAAGCUCUACUUCCAGCUCCGCUUCAAACAGCCAGACUGCGGGCACGGAGCUGGGGGGUUCUCAGCCACGCCGGCUCAGCGUGACCACCUGGUGCAGAUGCUCUCCCGGAACCUGGAGGGGCACCACCAGAUCGCCACUGCCUGCUUCCUGCCCUCCUAUUGCUGGCUUGUCUGUGCCACCCUGCACUUCCUGCACGCUCCCACACCAGCUGGCCAGACCCUCACGAGCAUCUACACCAGCUUCCUGCAUCUAAACUUCAGUGGGGAGAUGCUGGAUAGCACUGACCCCUCCAAGUUGUCCCUGAUGGCCUAUGCAGCCCGAACCAUGGGCAAGUUGGCCUACGAGGGGGUGUCCUCCCGCAAGACGUACUUCUCUGAAGAGGAUGUCCGUGGCUGCCUGGAAGCUGGCAUCCAGACGGAAGAGGAGUUUCAGCUGCUGCACGUGUUCCGCCGGGAUGCCCUGAGGUUUUUUCUGGCCCCGUGCGUUGAGCCAGGGCACCUGGGUACCUUCGUGUUCACUGUGCCCGCCAUGCAGGAAUACCUGGCUGCCCUCUACAUUGUGCUGGGUUUGCGGAAGACGACUCUGCAGCGAGUGGGCAAGGAAGUGGCCGAGCUCGUGAGCCGUGUCGGGGAGGAUGUCAGCCUGGUCCUGGGCAUCAUGGCCAAGCUGCUGCCCCUGCGGGCCCUGCCCCUGCUAUUCAACCUGCUCAAGGUGGUUCCACGUGUGUUCGGGCGUGUGGUAGGUAAGAGCCGUGAGACAGUGGCCCAGGCCAUGGUGCUGGAGAUGUUCCGAGAGGAGGACUACUACAAUGACGACGUCCUGGACCAGAUGGGUGCCAGUAUCCUGGGUGUGGAGGGCCCCCGGUGCCGCUCGGACGAGCCCACAGAGGAUGAGGUCUUUGAGCUUUUCCCCAUGUUCAUGGGCGGGCUUCUCUCUGCCCAUAACCGGGUAGUGCUGGCUCAGCUUGGCUGCCCCAUCAAGACCCUGGAUGCCCUGGAGAAUGCCCAGGCCAUCAAGAAGAAGCUGGGCAAGCUGGGCCGGCAGGUGCUGCCCCCCUCAGAGCUCCUUGACCACCUCUUCUUCCACUAUGAGUUCCAGAAUCAGCGCUUCUCCGCCGAGGUGCUCAGCUCCCUGCGCCAGCUCAACCUGGCGGGCGUGCGCAUGACACCCCUCAAGUGCAUGGUGGUGGCAGCUGUACUGGGCAGUGGAAGGCAUGCCCUGGACGAGGUGAACUUCGCCUCCUGCCAACUGGAUCCUGCCGGGCUGCGCACGCUCAGGCCUGUCUUCCUGCGUGCCCGGAAGCUGGGCUUGCAACUCAACAGCCUGGGCCCCGAGGCCUGCAGGGACCUCCGAGACUUGCUGCUGCAUGACCAGUGCCAAGUUACCACCCUGCGGCUGUCCAACAACCCACUGACGGCGGCGGGUGUGGCCCUGCUGGUGGAGGGGCUGGCGGGAAACACCUCGCUGAAACACCUGUCUCUGCUGCACACGGGCCUUGGGGAUGAGGGCCUGGAGCUGCUGGCUGCCCAGCUAGACCGAAACCAGCAGCUACAGGAGCUGAAUGUGGCCUACAACGGCGCUGGCGACACAGCGGCCCUGGCCUUAGCCAAGGCUGCCCGGGAGCACCCUUCCCUGGAGCUGCUGCACCUCUACUUCAACGAGCUGAGCUCAGAGUGCCGCCAGGCCCUGCGGGACCUGGGGAGCACCACUGAGGGCGGUGCCCGGGUCGUGGUGUCGCUGACAGAGGGGACAGCAGUGUCCGAGUACUGGUCAGUGAUCCUGGGUGAAGUCCAGCGGAACCUCAACAGCUGGGAUCGGGGCCGGGUCCGGCGCCACCUGGAGCUUCUGCUGCGGGAUCUGGAAGAUAACCGAGGAGCCACCCUUAAUCCUUGGCGCAAAGCCCAGCUGCUUCGAGUGGAGGGCGAGGUCAGGGCCCUCCUGGAGCAGCUGGGAGGCCCUGGAAGCUGAGACAGUGGCAGCAGUGUGUGUCCCCUGGCCCCAAGCCGCUUCUGUCUGUGGCCUCCUAGCUUGCACUACCGCUUCCAGAAAGAUCCCUUCGGGGCUGGAGGCAAAGGAAUGGGCACCGCUGUGCCAGUUGCUCUCCUGGGGCAUGUCCAACCAGUGCUUCCGAGUCUGGGGUUUUCAGGGUCGUGGAACACGCUUCCCCUCCCUUCGGCUAGAAGGACUGAAAGAUG